Molecule: messenger RNA, 14610 nt
Organism: Notolabrus celidotus (New Zealand spotty)
Lineage: Eukaryota; Metazoa; Chordata; Actinopteri; Labriformes; Labridae
Gene: sacs
Product: sacsin molecular chaperone
Molecular function (GO): Hsp70 protein binding
Source: RefSeq, a predicted model, not a curated record
UAAAGAACUGUUGAAUUCUAAAAGUGUUGAUGCUGUUCACGUAGUUAUGCUGUCCCCCACUGAAAAGGCAAACAUUUUUAAACAUGAGGGGAUUUAAAACGACACGGAAGUGGACGAGGGGGAAACCUCUAGCCUCAUCUUGCUCUGUCAUGCACCAUAAUUAGAACAUCGCCUUUGAAGGAAUUAUCGUGUAGAUGGAGGGAAAUAACUUCACCCUCCAUUGUUGUUGAUAUCAUAUCUAGGAAUACAGCCUAUCGUUAAGCGUACCAUCUUGUCUUUGUUGGGAUGACCGGUGACGGUGAAGGCUGCACAGAUUCGAGUGAGUGGGGUUUGUGUUGGGACCAUAGGUUGGGACAGGAGGAUAACGAUUACUAUUAGUCUGUAGUUACAAGCACCAGCAGUAAAACAAGCCGUGUUCUGGGUGGAGUUUUCUGCUCAGUGCAGAAGGAAUCCCAAUGAAUGUGUACUUGGACACAUAGCAGCAACGACAUGGCCAACCGUCCAGAGUUAUGGUUGCCAUGGGUGACAGUUCGUCACGAGUACAUUGGCCCAAGGUCCUACCAGGUCUCUCCCUUCUCAUCUGUUCAAGAUGUCAAACAGUUGAUUUAUGAGGAGACAGACCUUCCUGUCAUACAGCAAUGUCUAACUCACAAUGGGAGAACAUUGGAAGACAGUAUGCAGAUCAGAGCCUUGGUGCCUGCUGGAAGUCAUGGAGUUGCUAUAACACUGGAGGGAAGGGGUCUUAAAGGGGGAGGGAGGUUUGGACAGACUACACCCCCACUGGUUGAAUUCUUGAAAGAUAUUUUGAGGAGGUACCCUGAGGGUGGACAGAUUCUGAAAGAGCUGAUUCAAAAUGCUGAAGAUGCUGGAGCCACAGAAGUCAAGUUCAUGUACAACGAGACAGAGUAUGGAGUGGAGUCACUGUGGUCAGCUAACAUGGCUCAGCAUCAAGGUGCAGCACUGUAUGUCUACAAUGAUGCUGUGUUCACUGGGGAAGACUGGAAUGGUAUUCAGGAAAUUGCGAGGAGCAGGAAGAGAGACGACCCCUUGAAAGUCGGAAGAUUUGGGAUUGGCUUUAAUUCUGUGUACCAUGUUACAGAUGUACCUGGUAUAUUCAGCGGGGACCAGAUUGCGUUGUUGGACCCUCAUCAGACCUUGUUCGGAGUGCACGAAUCCGGACAAUGCUGGAACUUAAAGAAUGACAUUAAAGAGAUCACAGAACUGGCUGACCAGUUUGCCCCCUACAUUGGGAUUUUUGGGGGCUCUGAGAAAACCAUUAAGGAUGGCAGCUUUCCAGGAACAUUGUUUCGCUUCCCACUCCGCAAGAAUCCAUCCCAGCUAAGUGGCAACAUUUACAACAAAGAAAAGGUUUUGGAGCUCUUUGAAUCUUUCAAAGCGGAUGCGGACACAGUGCUCCUCUUUCUCAAGAGCAUUCAGAAGAUCUCCUUGCAUGUACGUGAGUCCGAUGGUACAGAACGCAUGUUGUUUCAGGUUACAGCAACAGAGAAUACAGAUGAUAAACUGGAAAGACAGAACGCACUGAAGACACUGAAUCAGGCUGUAGACAGCUACAGCAAUGGUGUUCCCUCGUCUAAAGUCACAUGUGUCACUUAUAAGGUUAACAUAGAGACACAGGAUGACACAGAUAAAGAGACUCAGAGAACAACAUGGUUGGUUUCUAAUGGUGUUGGGGGUAGAGGACUUUGUACAGAGUUAGACUCCCUGGCAGAUGAGUUGAAGUUCCUGCCUACCAUCGGGAUUGCUUUGCCUCUUACUGCGAUGAACAAAGAAGAUGAAGGUGCAACAUCUGGUUUCUCAGGACGAGCUUUUUGCUUCCUCCCUCUUCCCCCAGGAGAGGAGAGUGAGACAGGGCUUCCAGUUCAUGUCAGUGGCUUCUUUGGAGUCACAGACAACCGUAGGAGUAUCAAGUGGCGGGAAGUGGACCAGUGGAGGGAUCCAGCAGCCUUGUGGAAUGAGCUGCUGAUCAUCACUGUGACUCCUAGGGUUUAUUUCACGCUCAUAAGUGAUAUUAUAAAAAGGGUACAGAACAAAGAGGACCAAGACUUUCCAUUAUCCCCUACAGAGACCUAUAGAGCCUGGCCAGACCCUAAGCAGAUAAAGUCCCACUGGAAACCCAUUCUAAAGCCACUUUACCAAGACUUGCUGCAGGAGCAAGUAAUCUAUUCACUCAGUGAUAGCUGGGUGCGGGUGGAUCAGGCUGUGUUCUCAGAGCAUGAUGAAGACGAGGACAUUUCAGAGACCGUGAUUAACUACCUCCAAAGCUCAGGAAUGCAGGUAGCGAAGGCACCUGCUGCCGUGGACUGUGUCUUAGCUGCCUACAUAACUGAGUCCACUGAAGUUAAAAAAGUAACUCCAUCCUUGUUGCGUCAGGUGAUCAGGAAGUACAAACACAAAGGGUCUUCACAGGAGAAGCUGCUGCUGCUUGAGUUUGCUCUUAGUGAUGCCAAUUACAGUGAUCUUACUGGACUGGAGCUCCUUCCACUGCAAGAUGAGACAUUUACAGCGUUUUUAUCCCCUGUCAGUGAUAAGGAUGCCAUCUACAUUGCAUCUGAGGAAUACCCCUGGUCUCUGUAUCCUGGUCUUGAGGAUCGGUUCAUGUCAGAAAGCAUCAAACCAUCGGUGCUGGGCGCUUUGAAGAAGGCUGCAAAAAAUAGAGGACGACCCUGCACUCAGCUACAAGUGCUGAACCCUGAAAGAUCAGCCCGACUAAUCAAGGAGAUCCUGACAAAAGCCUGGACAACUAGAGACUUCAUUGUCCAAUGGGAACCUGGAAACAGACAACUAAAGCAUCCUACGGUUUCUUGGCUUAAGAUGAUAUGGAAGCACCUCUACAUAAACUUUUCUGAGGACCUAAGCAUUUUUGAAGACAUGCCAUUGAUUCCACUUUUGCCACUGGAGGAGAGUAUGGAAAAGGUAAAGCUUCUGCGUCUCAAAACUCCAUCCCCUAUAAUUCUAGCUGAUGAGGAAGACACAUCACCGUCUGAAAGCCUGUUUGACAUCAUGGAAAAGCUGGGAGGAGUUGUGAUACGAAAGCUUGACACAUGUUUGCAGCAUCCUCUGCUUAAGAAUUACAUUCACCCUUCCUCUCCUGGUACACUUCUGCAAAUAAUGGGCAGAUGGUCAAUACAGCGACUUUCCAGCCAAGUCUCUUGUUUGACUGUCAAAGAGAGAAUGGCACUCAGAGGUUUUCUUGCCGGACUGUCUGACAUAACAGAAAAAGAAAAGCAUACCCUGCUUGAUCUUUCCAUCUUUGAGAAAGUUGGGACAUGCUCUGAAGGUACCUCAGCAUUUACCACACUGAGAGGGGCUAGGGCUUUACAUCAUAGAGCCAAGUAUCCACCAGAUGUAAAACUAUCUGUGAAUCUUGUAGCUUGCUCUGAUGAGGAAUCAAUCCGUCUCAUCAAAAUGCUAAAUGUGGAACAAGUCAAAACAACUGACUGUUUGAAGAUGAUUAUUCAGGAUGUGGAAAGGGGGUUCUACACUUCAGAUGAGAUAACCCAAAUCAUGCUUUGGGCCCUUACACAUCUAGCAUUUCUAAAAAAUGAAAAUGCAUCAGUGAUCGGAUGGCUUUCUUCACUCAAAUUUAUUCAGCUGCCUUGUGGGAAGUCAGCCAAAGCCUCAGAUUUAUUUGAUCCUGAGCUUGAGGUUCUACAAAAUCUGUUUUACAUGGAAGAGAAAACCAGGUUUCCCACAAGUACCUUUAGGUCUUCACCUGACAUUCUUCAUUCACUCAGACAACUGGGACUUAGAAAUGAAGUACAGCUCAGUGAAAAGGAUGCACUCAAAGUGGCGUUUAAAAUAGAGGAGUUGCAAAGUAGCAAGGAGCCGGAGUGGGACCUCAUAAUCAAAAAAGCAAAGACACUCCUCCAAAUUCUUAACAGGCAAACCAAGCUGGUAAAAUCAGCAAAUGCUCAGACGUCAUUGCUAAAAAUAAAAUGGGUACCUGUCUGCAAAGAAAGACCUCUAACAUACCCAAAAUCCCUUGCUUGGGUUGGAGAUACUGUCAACAUCUGUUCCUUGUUUGAGAUGUGUGACUUAUCCCAUGCAGUGCUUGUGGGAUCAUCAGUAGCACUGGUUGAACACACAUCUUCAGGUAUGAAAAAGGCCCUAAAACUAACUUUAGAGCCACAGGUGGAUCAAGUUCUACAGCACCUGAAAGCAGUGAAUGACUGCUAUAAAUCUCAAGCCUUUAUCACUGAGGAUUGGUAUCAAUUCCAGCAGAUCUUGUUUGAGAUUUAUGGUUUCAUGCAGGCUCACCUGGAGGAUGCAGGAGAAGCAAUGAAAACACUGCCUUUUGAUUGGGUUUGGACAGGCAAGACAUUCUCAUCACCUUGCCAAACGGUCCUAAAACCCCUCUCUGAUCUUGACUUGCAGCCUUACCUGUACUCCCUGCCAAAAACAAUCAGAAAGUUUCACAAGCUUUUCAAGUUUUGUGGCUCAGUUGAAGAGGUUCGCCCGAGUCACGUGUUUGAAGUCAUCAGUGUGAUACAACAAAAAUGUGAAGGAGGGAUUACCAAGGAGGAUAGUAAGCAUAAUGUCUUACUUUUAACCAACAUCCUAAGAUGGCUGUACAACAAUCAGAUACCUGUAGAUAUCAACAUGAAUGUGCCAAUUCUUUGUUACAAAGACCCAAACAAACUAGUCAUGAAGCCUAUUCAUGAAUGCACCUACUGUGACAUCAAGGUUGAUGAUUUGAAUGAUUUACUUGAAGAUGCAUCUGAGCCAAUUAUAUUAGUGCAUGAUGACAUCCCCAUGAAAACAGCAGAGUGGCUGAAAGUGCCAUGUUUGAGCACCAGGUUGAUAAACCCAGAAAACCUUGGAUUUGAACAAUCAGGCCAAAGAGAACCACUGACAGUAAGAAUAAAGAACAUCUUGGAGGAAUAUCCAUCCGUUGCGGACAUUUUCAAAGAGCUACUCCAGAAUGCUGAUGAUGCAAGCGCAACAGAGUGCAGUUUUCUCAUUGACAUGAGAAGAAAUGCUGACAUUCGAGAGAAUCUCCUUGACCCUGGCAUGAUCAUUUGUCAUGGGGCUUCCUUGUGGUCUUUUAACAACUCUGUAUUCUCAGAUACAGACUUUCUCAACAUUACAAGGUUGGGGGGAUCAGUCAAAAGAUGUGAAGCAGACAAAGUUGGCAAGUUUGGUUUGGGUUUUAACUCAGUUUAUCACAUCACUGAUAUCCCCAUCAUAAUGAGCAGAGAGUUCAUGAUCAUGUUUGAUCCAAACAUCAAUCACAUCAGCAAGCACAUCAGAGACAGGUCCAAUCCAGGGAUCAAAAUCAACUGGAGCAAACAACAGAAAAGGCUGAGAAAAUUCCCCAACCAGUUCAGACCGUUCAUUCAUGUAUUUAAUUGCCAGCUUCCUCUUGCACAGGACUCCCCAUACAAAUAUAAUGGAACACUGUUCAGACUUCCAUUUAGAACAGAGCAGGAAGCCGCAGUGAGUGAAAUCAGUAGUCUGUACUACAACACCACGGACAUCUAUUCCCUGGUUGAUGAGUUCAGCAUUUGUGGCCAUAGGUUCAUUCUGUUUACUCAGCAUGUUGGAAGUAUGGUCUUGAAAUACCUGAAAUGUGAGGAACCAAAUCCAGUGGGAGCACAAGAUGUCGUCACCAUCAACAAAAGUGUAUGGUCAUCUAAAGCCUCAUAUGGACCUCUAAGUAUCUUGAAAUCUGCAGCAAAGGUUAUGAAAAAAGCAGCAAGCACCAAUAAGGUACCUUCAGAUGUUCCCAAAUCUGGAUGUAUCAUACGCGUUUUGGUGGAGGAGUUUCAUAAUGUGUUCAAACGAAUCGUUGAUCUUCACUCACCACUGUUUCGAGGUACAGAGGAAGAUCCUAACCAGUACUUUGAGAUGGCUGCGAAAGGAGUUCAGACAAGAAGACUUACAGAUGAAAUGCCCCAAAAGGCAGUAGAGGUCACCAACUGGCUCAUUUGCUCAUGCAUGGAUGUAACUGAGGCACUCAAGUUUUCCCUCAGUGAUAGUGGAACAAGACUUGGACUAGUACCAUGUGGAGGGGUGGCUGUUCUGCUUGCAGAGGAAGAGAAUCGCAAAUGGACGGUUAAGAUCAAUGCCACACCAAUCGGAGAGGUUUUUUGUUAUUUACCUCUCAGGAUCAAAACAGGUCUUCCGAUCCACAUUAAUGGCUGCUUUGCUGUGACCUCCAAUCGGAAAGAGAUUUGGAAAACUGACACCAAAGGACAGUGGAAUUCUGUGUUCAUGAGACAUGUCAUUGUCCAAGCAUAUUUAGCAGCACUUGAAAUGCUGCGCUCAAUGGCUGAGAGUGGAGAACUCAUCGACUACAGUUAUUAUGCAACAUGGCCAGAUCCAAGUCAAGUGCAUGAUGACUUCACACUGAUCAGCCAGGGUGUCUACCAAGAAAUAGCAAAAGGAGGUGACAGUGAGCAUGCAAAGGUUUUCUCAGAUGGCGAACUCUGGGUAUCUAUCAAAUACGUCAGAUUCCUUGAUGAUGCCUUACUAUGUAGGUCAGACAUUGGUUCGGCUGCUUUCAAGAUAUUCUCAAAAUACCUCAACAAAAGCAGCUCACAAAACCUUUGCGCUGUUGAGCUCCCUGACUGGGUGAAGGAGGGAUUUGAAGAUGCUGGGUGUAAAGGGAAGCUGAUACAAAAUACUCUGACAGAGCAGCAGUUUUUUUCAGAUGUUUUCUUCCCACACAUCCAAGAAAUUGAGAAAGAACUCCGUGAUCCCCUGAUUCUCUAUGUUUUGAAUGAAAAACUUGAAGAAUUUGCCUCAGUUCUCUGUGCUUCUCCUUGUAUCCCUUGCUCUGGCCCAAAUGAGAAACUGGUUUUGCCUUCUAGGCUCAUCCAUCCGGAGGGAAGAGUUGCUAAACUGUACAACAAUGAUGACGGAAGAUUUCCAGAAGGGACUUCGAAAGACUACCUAAACCCUGUCUGUUUAGUGAAGCUUUUGGAGUUAGGCAUGGUAAAAGAUGAUCUGUCAUGGAAGGACCUUAUAGAGCGUGCUCAAUCUGUUAUUGAUCUCAAUGAAAGUGACCACAUAGCUGCAUGCUUUCGUAGCAGUAUCCUACUAAGUCUCAUCGAUGAGAAACUGAAGAUAAGAGCUUCAGGUGCAGCUGAAGAAUUAAAAAAGCUCAAGGACAUCAAGUUCCUUCCAUUCCUGUCAAGACCUGCUGGCUUCUCACUCCCAUGGCAUGGAAAUAACUUUCCCUCAACAGAAAUGUUCUCUCCCGGAGAACUCUUCACAACUGAACAUCAAGACACAGUGUGUCUGAUGAAACCAAUCUUAAAUGAAAAUUCUCCAUCUUUCAAAGGUUGUGGUGCAAUGUCAUUGGCUGUGAAAGACUGUCUUGGUCUAAUAAGGAAGCCCUCAGUUGGACUUGUCAUUAGUCAACUUGAGAAACUGUCUCAAUCAUUUGAUGGCAUCACAUUGUAUCAGGAAAACAUGACAAAUGCCUGUUAUAAGUUUCUUCAUGAAGAAAUGCUACAGGAUGAGAAAGCUAAAGAGCAAAUAACUGAGGAACUAAAAUCGUUCGAUUCCAUCCUGGUAGAGAACACAUAUGUCAGUCCUGCCAAAGUUGCUUUCCAUCUGAAUUUUGAUGUAGCUCCACAUCUUUUUCAACUCCCUAACAAAUACAGAAACAGCUGUCGUGAGCUCUUUGAAAAUAUUGGGGUACAGCCCAACUACACAGUUGAAGAUUUCUCUGCCGUUCUUGAAACUGUGAAGCAAGAUUGUGGCCAAAAGCCACUCACAGAGGAGAUUUUCCAGUUGUGUCGAAGAAUCAUUAGUGAAGGAAUAUGGAGUUUGAUUCGAGACAGAAAUCAAGAAUACUGCAAAGCCAAGUAUGGCGAUAUUCUGUUACCCGACUCCAAACUGACAUUGCAACCAUCAAAAUCACUGUGUUACAAUGACUGCCCUUGGAUCAAAGUGAAAGACUCUACUGUAAAAUAUUGCCAUGGGGACAUUCCAAGAGAGGUUGCUGUGAAAUUAGGAGCUGUCCCAAAACGCCAUAAAGCCUUGGAGAGGUACGCCUCCAAUGUCUGCUUCUCUUCACUUGGGAGUGACUUUGGACAGAAAGAAAAACUCACAAGUAGGAUUAAAAGCAUCCUCAAUGCUUAUCCAUCAGAAAAAGAAAUGCUGAAAGAGCUGCUACAAAAUGCAGAUGAUGCAAAAGCCACUGAAAUCUACUUUGUUUUUGAUCCCAGGACACACCCCACAGACAGAAUAUUUGAUGAUAAAUGGAUCCCAAUGCAAGGCCCUGCACUCUGUGUAUAUAACAACCAGCCUUUCACAGAGGACGAUAUCAGAGGCAUACAGAAUCUUGGAAGAGGGACAAAAGAGGCCAAUCCUGGGAAAACAGGCCAGUAUGGCAUAGGAUUCAACUCUGUGUAUCACAUUACUGACUGCCCAUCCUUUAUUUCAAACAAUGAUAUUCUAUGCAUCUUUGAUCCACAUGCACAGUUCGCUCCUGGGGCUACAUCUGUGAGUCCUGGAAGAAUGUUUAAAGACUUGGACUCUGACUUCAGAACUCAGUUUUCAGAUGUUCUAAAUCUUUACUUGGGGAUUCAUUUCAAGUUAGAACGCAGCACAAUGUUCCGAUUCCCCAUUCGCUCUACAGAGAUGGCAAGAGCAUCAGAGAUCAGUUCUGUCCCUGCAUCAGACAGAAUGGUGCAAAACCUUCUAGAUAAGCUAAAAAAUGAUGGUGCAGAACUUCUUAUGUUCCUCAACCACAUGGAGAAAAUAGCAAUCUGUGAAAUUGAUCAUUCAUCUGGAGAACUAAAAACACUGUAUACUGUAACUGCCAAAAUUACAGAUAGUGAUCGGCUGAAACGCAAACAGUUUCAUGCCUCAGUCAUUGACAGUGUGACUAAAAAGAAGCAGCUCACUGCAAUUCCAGUCCAACAUAUAACCUACACAAUGGACAUAGAGGACAUCGAUGGAAAUAUGACAACAUGGAUGGUUUGCAACAGAUCAGGCUUCCCUAACAUUGAAAAAAUCUCAAAGAGUGUGAUUUCAGCUCACAAAAAUGAAGACAUAACUCUGUUUCCACGUGGAGGUGUAGCUGCAUGUGUAAGCCAUAACUACAAAAAGACCCACAGAGCCUUCUGUUUCUUGCCCCUUUCACUGGAGACCGGCUUACCUUUUCACGUCAAUGGACAUUUUGCAUUAGACUCUGCUAGACGAAACUUAUGGAGAGAUGACAAUGGAGUGGGGGUCAGAAGCGACUGGAAUAACAAUUUGAUGACAUCCCUGAUAGCCCCUGCCUUUGUGGAACUUCUGGUUCAACUUAAGCGCAGAUACUUCCCAGGUCCUGAUACCACCCUGACCAUUCUACAAGCAACACCACUUCAUGUUGUUAAAGAUACACUACGGAAGUAUCUGUACUUCUUCCCAGUCAACAGACUUGCUAUACAGCCAGAUUGGUACUGCUUGGUCAAAGCAGUUUAUAACUGUAUCCAUGCAAACCUGACACGCCUGCUUCCUGUUGUGAAAGCAGUGCAUCAUGACAACUCUGACAUGCACUCUGUUGUUUACAUUUCAUGGGUAAACACAUCAACUGCAACCAAGGGAAGAGCCUUUUUUGAUAAUCUGCUACAAGAUGAGCUUCAGCACUUGAAAAACACAGAGUACAACAUUACGUCAAGGAAGUCUGUGGCUGAAAAUGUUUACAGGUUGAAGACGCUGCUUCUGGAUAUUGGUUUUAACCUGGUUCACAGCUGUGAUGAGACAGCAAAUCUCUAUUUCUGUUUGGAAGAUGCAGGGAUACCAGUGAGUUAUGUGACACCAGAGGAAGUGCGCGUCUUUCUUCACACAUUCUCAUCACCAGAUACAUCUUGCCAUGUUGGAAAACUCCCCUGCCGUCUCCAGCAGUCUAACUAUAAGCUAGUUCACAACUUGAAGAUUUUAGUUGACUAUUGCUUCAAAGACUUGGAAGUAGAUGAAGUCGAAAUUGAGGGUAUGCCUCUGUUGGUAACAAUGGACAAUAUGCUUCAGGUAUUUGAUUCCAAGAGACCUAAGUUCCUGACAACACAUCAUGAGCUCAUCUCAUCAAGGAAAGAAUUGUUCAUGAACACAAUGUACCUAAGGUACAGCAACAUCCUUUUAAAGGGAGGAGCUGCAAAGAACUUUGACAUCAGUUGCUUUGGUGACCUACUGGGAUCAGUUCUUCCAAGAGAAUAUCGAACCAAGAUCCCUGUAAAAUGGAGAGACAGCUUCGCAAGUGAAUCUUGGUUGAAGAAUGUGUGGAACUUCAUCAGUGAAAAUAUUGCUGUUAAGGAGGAUCAGGUGGACAGCAAGCCCAGUCUUGCCACAGUGCUUGAUAUUCUGAAGGAUUGGGCUUUGCUCCCUGGAAUCAAAUUCAUGACCAGAGAAAAGAUAGUUGUUCCUGAGCAAGAUGUCCUCUUACCUCUGAGUUUGAUAAACAUAGCUCUAUUUCCACAUGGUCAAAAUGACAAAGUUUUUCACAUUCUGAUGAAAGCUGGGUGCAUUCAGCUUGCAGUAAACAAAAUAUGUGUCAAGGAGAAUCCGAUGAUUCCUUUUCUUUCCAAACAAACUGCAAACAUUGAAAAUCCAUCAAGUGUCCUGAAAGCCUUAGAGUACAUGAUUCAGACAUCUGCAUUCAAGGCAGCAAAUCUGACUGACAAGGACUUUGAGGCUCUCUUGUUGUAUUUCAACUGCAAUCUAGCUAACCUUACAAAAGAUGUCCAACGACUAAAACUUCUCCCAUGCUUUAAAUCAGUCAGUGGGAGAUACAUAAGCAUUGCAAACUAUGGAGCAAACUAUGUUCUUGCAAAAAGCAUUCCCACUGCAGACAUAGACAAAUGGGCUCACACAGCCUCAUUUGCCUUUCUUACUGACAGUCUGCAGCUGAAAGAGCUGUAUGCCUUCCUUGGCUGCAUGCCAAUUGAUGACUUGGAAAUCUACCUUCAGCAUCUCCUGCCAAAGUUUGAGAGUCUUUCCUAUGAUGCCAAAGUUGAACAUAUCAUCUACCUGAAGGAAAGACUUUUGUUGAUGGAAGAACCAUGUGAGCUGAAGGAUCAACUCCUUGAGAAGUUGGAGGGACUGUCGUACAUCUAUGACAACUCAAACAGACUCAGGCCAGCCAAGUUUUUUUAUGAUGAGACAGUAAAGGUGUUUGAAGUAAUGCUUCCCGUAAAAUCAUUCAUACCAAGUGACUUUUUCAAGAAAGUUGAGCAAGUGUCAAAACCCAAGAAUGGGACAUUGUUGCUAACCUCAUGGAUAACCUUUCUGAGAAGUAUUGGUCUGAAGAAUGAAGUGUCACAGCAGCAGGUUCUACAGUUUGCAAAAGAGGUCAGCAUCAAGGCUCAAACAGAGAGCUGGACCAAAGAAAAAGUGCAAACCAUUGUCAAUGUCCUCUUGGACCACAUUUUCAAAGACAGGACAGAUCUGUUCCACGGCACUUUUCUGAAAGAGCUCUCAAUGAUACCAUUCCUUUGUCCAGAGAGAGCCCCAAAAGAGCUCAUCAAGCUUCAUUCACAGUACCAAGACAUGAGUGGCACACUUCCCCUGAUUCGCUUCAGUGGGUCUCAGGUAAAUCCAAAGUUCAAGCAAACAGAUGUCAUUCACUUGCUUUGGACAUCUUGCCCAAUUCUACCCGAAACAGCUACACCAUCAUCCAUAAAAGACCAGGAGGGAAGUACUCUGACAGGACAGGAACAACUUGACCAAGUACUGAACAUGUUAGGUGUAAACUUAGACCCAGUAUUGGAAAAAGUAAUCAGCAACUGCAAGAAUAUGUGCAACAUAUCAAAUCCAGAUGAUGAAAUGGUGAAAACCAGAAACAAAGUUUUGAGGUCAACCUACGAGUUCCUCAGUGCAGAUAAAAGAGAUUUCCGUUACCAGCUCCGUGGGGUUGCUUUUGUCAUGGUGGAAGAUGGCUGGAAACUGCUUAAACCUGAAGAGGUUGUCAUUAAUUUGGACAAUGAAUCUGACUUCAAACCCUAUUUGUAUAAAUUACCUUUAGAACUUGGUACUUUUCAUCAGCUGUUCAAACUUCUUGGUACUGAAGAUGUUGUGUCAACCAAACAGUAUGUUGAAGUACUCUGGCGAAUUUACAGAAGUUCAGAGGGCAAGCAACUUGACCCAAAUGAAAUGAGAACUGUCAAAAGGGUUGUUUCGGGGCUGUUUAAGGCCCUCUAUAAUGAUCCAGUGGAGAUUCGCAAAGAUCUCGAGAAUGUAAGAGAUUUGAUAUUUUAUCUGCCAAGUCAUGAUGGUAGAUUAGCAAAAUCCAAUAGCUUGGUGUUUGAUGAUGCCCCACACUACAAGAGUAGAAUUCAGGGUAACAUUGGAGUUCAGAUGCUGGUGGACAUGAGCCAGUGCUAUCUUGGCAAAGAACAUGCCUUUCACACAAAGCUGAUCAUGCUACUCCCACAGAAACUAAGACCAAGACUGCUAAGUAGCAUUCUUGAAGAGCAACUAGAUGAAGAUUCUCCAAAAAUGUGCCAAUUUGGAGCUCUUUGUUCACUUCAGGGCCGCCUUCAGUUGUUGCUGUCUUCAGAGCAGUUCAUCACAGGAUUAUUCAGAAUAAUGAAACAUGAGAAUGACAAUGCAUACCUUGUGAAUGAGGAAAAAGCCAUACGUCUCUGCAAAGCACUUUGUGAAGGAUUAAAAGUUUCUUGUUUUGAAAAACUUCAAACAACAUUGAGAGUGAAAGGUUGCAGUCCCAUCCCACACAGCCGCAGUGAAACACUUGCCUUCCUUAAGAGAUAUGGGACAGCUGUGAUUCACCUCUAUAUCCAGCAUUCAGACAGCAAAGACAUCAAUUUUCUUUUAGCACUGGCAAUGACAUUGAAAUCUGCUACAGACAAUUUGAUUUCUGAUACAUCCUAUCUGAUUGCCAUGCUUGGCUGUAAUGACAUUUACAGAAUCUCAGAGAAGCUGGACAACCUUGGGGUAAAGUAUGACUCAACAGAACCUUCAAAACUUGAGCUACCCCUCCCUGGAACCCCAAUACCAGCAGAGAUACAUCACACACUCCUCAUGGAUCCAACGAAUGUAUUUUAUCCAGGAGAAUAUGUGGGUUACCUUGUUGACUCUGAGGGUGGAGACAUGUAUGGGUCCUACCAGCCUACAUAUACAUAUGCCAUCAUUGUUCAAGAGGUAGAUAGAGAAGAGGCGGAAAACACAAGUGUCCUUGGAAAAUGCUUCCAGAUUGACAUUGGUUACAGUGAGUACAAAAUAGUCAGUUCUCUUGACUUGUACAAAUUCUCAAGACAAGAAGACAGUACCCAUGCUCAUGACUCCAGUGUCCCAUCAACUCCUACUAGUCCAAAAAGUUGUUCUUCUGGUCUAAGAAUAAUCCCUCCCCUUUUUGCCGGGAAGGAAAAUCUGAGACCCCCCACUCACAAACAGACUCCAAGAAAGAUCAAGCUUCAUGCAUUGCCAGAGAUUUUGAAGGAAGUAACCUUAGUAAUUGAACAAGCCUGGAAGCUUCCUGAGAUAGAGAGAAAGAAGAUAAUCAGAAGAUUGUACCUAAAGUGGCAUCCAGACAAAAAUGCAGAGAAUCUGGACAUUGCCACAGAAGUCUUCAAGCAUUUACAGAUGGAGAUCAACAGGAUGGAAAAACAGUCUUUGACUGAUCAGCAAAAUACAGACAGAGCCUCCAGGAGAUCAUACUCUGCUUCAUCAACCCGCUUCCAGUCAGAAAAGUUCUCAUUUCAAAGGUUUUAUUCAUCAUGGAACCAAGAAGCAACAAACCACAAGUCUGAAAGGCAGCAGUUUAGGGAGCAUUAUACAGGCAAUGCAGGUUCAUCACACUCUCACCGCUUCUUUGCCCCCCCUACCUUCAAGACAGUUGGUAACCCUGUAGAAGCCCGCAGGUGGCUUAGACAAGCAAGAGCAAACUACUCUGCUGCUCGGAAUGAUCUUCAUAAAAAUGCUAAUGAGUGGGUUUGUUUCAAAUGUUACCUGGCCACAAAGCUUGCACUGAUAGCUGCUGACUAUGCAGUCAGAGGAAAGUCAGACAAAGAUGUAAAACCAACUGCCCUGGCUCAAAAAGUUGAGGAGUACAAUUCCCAAUUAAAAGGCCUUGCCAAUGAUGUUCAGAUUCUAGAAGGAUAUGGCGUGGACAGCCUGAGAACUCGCUAUCCUGAUCUUUUGCCAUUUCCCCAAAUUCCAAAUGACAGAUACACAUCUGAGGUGGCAAUGAGAGUGAUGGAAUGUACCGCACGGAUUAUCAUUAAGCUUGAAGCCUUUGUUCAGCAAAAAUUGUAAUACUGUAAAGAUGACAUUGAAUCUACAGUUUACAUAAACCAUGUGUAAUAAAAGAGACAGCCAGCUGUGUGCAGUAUAAGUCCUAAACAUUGUUUUGAGUAUAUAUGAAGUAUCUAGCUGGCAGCUUUUGGCAAAUAUGCAGUUUCUACCAGCAAUGGAGAUUUUGUUGCCAGUGUAAAGUAAAUGACUCAUUAUCUUGUAAGUUAUUUGAGUGUAGAUUUGCAAUAUAAUAUAUCUUUGUAAAAGUUUUCAACACUACAUAUAUGUAUAUAUGUAUGUAUGUAUGUAUAUGUAUAUAUAUAUGUGUGUAUGUGUGUGUGUAUAUAAAACAUUGUAUGUUAUUCAUGUUAUGUUGAUUUACAUUGCGCCAGAGAAGGCCUAAUA